UCAAUUAGCAUGCAAGAAGAUUAUAACUUGCACUUUGUAAUAAUACUCUCAUACAUAAUUGAGUGUAACAUACCAAUUUCAUAAAAAACUUAAGAUGGAAGCUCGUUAUUUUCUUGUUUACCUUACUUUCUUAGCCAUGUCUUCCUACAUGGCCUAUGCGACUGAUCCUACUCAGCUACAAGACUUCUGUGUUGCGGUAAACGAUCCAAAUAAUGAACUGUUUGUGAAUGGAUUGUUUUGUAAGAAUCCAAUGGAUGCUAAACCCGAGGAUUUCUUUAAGGAUGGGCUAGACAAGCCCGGGAACACUAGCAAUAGGGUACAAUCCGCUGUCACUCUAGUCUCUGCAUUACAACUUCCAGGGCUCAACACCCUCGGCAUAUCCUUGGCUAGGAUUGACUAUGCACCAUAUGGCCUUAAUCCUCCUCACACUCAUCCUCGUGCAAGCGAAAUUCUUACGGUCAUUGAGGGAAGCCUCUAUGUAGGCUUUGUAACUUCCAACCUUGCUAACGGCGAUAACAAGUUAUUCGCUAAGGUGCUUAACAAAGGCGAUGUGUUUGUUUUCCCACAAGGCCUCAUUCAUUUUCAAUUCAAUAUUGGAAAAUAUCCUGCUAUUGCUAUUGCUGGAUUAAGCAGCCAAAACCCUGGUACGGUCACCAUUGCUAACGCCGUUUUCGGGGCUGAUCCACCUAUUAAUGUUGCUGUACUAAGCAAGGCCUUCCAGCUAGAUGAACACAUAGUGAAGAUGCUCCAAUCGAAAUUUUGAAAGAGCCCCUAAUUCAUAUGAUUUUGGAGUGUUUAUACAAUAAUAACCAAGUGAUUGAUAUGGUCUUGGUUUAUCAACGUUACUUCUUUUGUUCUAAAUAUCUAUAUAUCCUAGUAGACUAGUAGUCCUACUAGUAUAGGCUACUAUAUUGUAAGCGUGCUGAUACACGCAUGUUGCUUGUUUUGUUACUAUUGAAUUAUAAUGGAACAAACGAAGUUCUUAAGUUUUACGUUA
This is a messenger RNA of Chenopodium quinoa (quinoa), 997 nucleotides long. RefSeq names its product germin-like protein. Lineage: Eukaryota; Viridiplantae; Streptophyta; Magnoliopsida; Caryophyllales; Amaranthaceae. The coding region runs from base 95 to 763 and encodes 222 amino acids. The record is from RefSeq and is a predicted model, not a curated record. Gene Ontology annotation, cellular component: cell wall. The transcript is spliced from 2 exons. Gene Ontology annotation, molecular function: manganese ion binding.